GAGAUGCAGCAAGUUCUGGAGAAACUGACUGAUCUGCCCUCUACAACGGGGGCAGACGAUAUUGAUAUUAUAUUCUUGAAAGGAAUAAUGGAAAACCCCAUUGUACAAUCUCUUGCCAAGGCACAUGAACGUCUAGAAGAUACUAAGCUAGAAGCGGUUGGUGACAAUAAUGUGGAACUUGUACAUGACAUUCUUGAAGACAUUAGUCCUUUAGCACAUGAAGAUAAAACUGUUGAAGAAUUAGUUACUAUACUUAAAGAGCCUCAUUUUCAGAGUCUUCUAGAAGCUCAUGACAUAGUUGCAUCCAAAUGUUAUGAUUCUCCCCCUUCAAGUCCAGAAAUGAAUUCUGCAGUGAACAACCAACUUGCACCUGUUGAUGCCAUCCGCAUGGUUGGAAUUCAUAAAAGAGCUGGGGAACCUUUGGGUGUGACAUUUAAAGUGGACAAUAAUAAUCUAGUAAUUGCACGGAUCCUCCAUGGCGGAAUGAUUGACCGACAAGGUCUUCUUCAUGUGGGAGACAUAAUUAAAGAAAUUAAUGGCCAUGAAGUGGGAAACAAUCCAAAAGAAUUACAGGAGCUGCUGAAAAGUAUUAGUGGCAGUGUUACACUUAAGAUACUUCCAAGCUAUAAAGACACAGUUACCCCUCAGCAGGUGUAUGUGAAGUGUCAUUUUGAUUACAACCCAUUUAAUGAUAAUCUGAUUCCCUGCAAAGAGGCUGGAUUAAAGUUUUCUAAAGGAGAAAUACUGCAUAUAGUUAAUAGGGAAGAUCCAAACUGGUGGCAGGCCAGUCAUGUAAAAGAAGGUGGAAGUGCAGGUCUCAUUCCCAGUCAGUUCUUAGAGGAGAAGAGGAAAGCCUUUGUUAGAAGGGACUGGGAAGGUGCAGGGCCAUUUUGUGGUACAAUUACAAGCAAGAAAAAGAAAAAAAUGAUGUACCUCACAACAAAAAAUGCAGAAUUUGAUCGCCAUGAGAUUCAGAUAUAUGAAGAGGUAGCUCGAAUGCCUCCAUUUCAAAGAAAAACGCUGGUUUUAAUUGGAGCUCAAGGUGUGGGACGCAGAAGCUUGAAGAACAGACUGAUUGUCAUGAAUCCAAACCAUUUUGGAACAACUGUUCCAUUCACUUCACGCAAGCCAAGAGAAGAUGAAAAAGAUGGGCAUGCAUACAGAUUUGUCUGCAGAUCGGAAAUGGAAGGGGAUAUAAAAGCUGGAAGGUACUUGGAACAUGGAGAAUAUGAAGGGAAUCUCUAUGGCACAAAAAUAGACUCAAUCCUUGAAGUAGUAAUGGCCGGCCGCACGUGUAUAUUGGAUGUUAAUCCACAGGCAUUAAAAGUACUGCGGACUUCUGAGUUUAUGCCAUAUGUAGUGUUCAUCGCUGCUCCAGAGUUAGAGACAUUGCGUGCCAUGCACAAAGCCGUGGUGGAUGCUGGAAUCACGACAAAGCUUCUCACUGAUACAGAUCUGAAGAAGACAGUUGAUGAGAGUGCUCGGGUUAUGAGAGCCUACAACCAUUACUUUGACCUCACCGUUGUAAAUGACAACUUAGACAAGGCCUUUGAAAAGCUCCAGGCAGCGGCUGAGAAGUUACGAGUGGAGCAGCAAUGGGUUCCAAUUAGCUGGGUCUACUGACUUCUUGAGCUAUAGAUUUCAACCAAUAAUAUAGACACUACACAACGGGAGCGCCUACAGAAUGGAGACCUAGGGUUCCUUGUGUCGUUUAUUUCCACGUGAGGAUUGAAAAGAUCGUACACUGUUCUGAAUUUUUAUAGAACACUUUGAAGGGAAAGUGUACUUAAAUAUGUAAUUUAUUUUAAUUUUUAUAACUUUUUAAAGAUAAUCUUUCUAUUCAUAAUACAUGAAGGAAAUGCGUUGAAGCAUUUUUUUGUGAUUUUUAAUUUGGUACGUAUGCUUUUUUUCAUCUUGGAAAGUUUGUCAUUAACAUUUUGGUCUUACAUUUUCACUGUGAUUACAAAAGAUACUUGAAAUAAUUUUCUAAGUCUGUCGUUUGAUACAUAAAUGGAUUAAAAUGUAUUUGUAUAUCUCAUCACAACAUUGUUUUGUGAAAAAAAAAAUGCUUCAGAACUGUAACUCAUUGUAACAUUUGUUUUAUGAAGAUCUGACUAUUUCAAGUAACACCGGGCUUCUGUAGCAGGUUGAGGACAAUACCCAUCAUUAUUGGAAGGGGCCUUUGUUUUAUAUGUAUUAUGCAGUGAGAUGUAGGUGAGAAAUGUUUAGAAGAUUUUUUAAACUUUGGUCUAA
Nanorana parkeri is the source of this 2253-nucleotide messenger RNA. It is a transcript of the gene PALS2, whose product is annotated as membrane palmitoylated protein 6. The record is from RefSeq and is a predicted model, not a curated record. The coding region runs from base 4 to 1623 and encodes 539 amino acids. Lineage: Eukaryota; Metazoa; Chordata; Amphibia; Anura; Dicroglossidae. Gene Ontology annotation, molecular function: protein binding. Gene Ontology annotation, cellular component: plasma membrane; cell-cell junction. The transcript is spliced from 11 exons.